GCCACUGAUUUGCUGUGUCUUACUAGGACCUCAAUGUCCUCACCUGUAAAAUGGGACAAUUAUUUUUUUAAGUAAUCUCUAUACCCACUGUGGGCCUCAAACUCACAACCCUGAGAUCAAGAGUCCCACGCUCUGCCAACUGAGCAAGCCAGGCGCUCUUGGGACAAGUCUUACUCCAAAGACUGUUAACGUUAAGAAUGUAGUACCUGGUGAACAGUAAGUGCUCAAUAUUUACGUGAUUAACAGACUGCUGUGAGGAUAACAGCGAAUGCUUUCAGUAUAUAUGAUAUGCAAGGGACUACUCUGUAAAGUUUUAUAUCUAAAUCAAUUUGAUCCAACAAUCCUGUUAGGAAUGCUCUUGUUACAACCCCCACCUUCAGAUGAAGAAACAGCCACAGAGAGGUUAAGUAGCAAUGGCAGAGCACAAUAUCCAAACCCAGGCAGUUUGACACCUGAAUUGAAAAUUAUGCAAUGCUACCUCCUAGGUGAUAGAGUGCAAUGAAGUGCUUAACAGUGUACCACGAUGGGAGCUGCUCAAACGAGUAUCUUCAGGGGGUCGCUUUUUUUUUUUAAGUUUAUUUAUUUACUCUCUACCCCUAACGUGGGGCUCCAACUCACAACGUUGCGAUCAAGAGUCACGUGCUCUCCUGACAGCCAGCCAGGCACGGGGGUUGGGGGUGGGUCACUUUUUCUGAGCGCGAUUGGCGGGCUGAACCGGAAAACUAGCGGCUGGAGAAGAGGGCCAGGGGAACUACAACACCCACAAGGCUUCGCGCCUUCCCCUGAGGGACUCCCGAUUGACUUGCUCUGAGGCAGAUCAUUGGCUCUCUGAGGGAGGCCUGGCGAGGAUUGGAAGGCGGGAGCAGUGCUAGUUUAAGAUUGGCAAAACUACUGCCAGCCCCGCCUCAAAAACCCGGAAGUAAUCCCCCCCCGGCCUGUGUGUAGUGGUGUAGCAGAGAAACGCGAGUUUGGGUUCGUGGAGGGAGGAUCCGAGGGCUGCGCACUGACUUCCCAGCCCCGCCGCUCUCACUAAGUGACUUUGACUUAUUGAGGGCUGCUUUUGAGGACGCGGGGCCUGAGGCUGACCGAGGGAGGUCCCCGCUGCUUCCCGCCACCCAAGCGGUGCCUCAUGGAGUCUACGUUCAGCAGCCCCGCUGAGGCAGCGCUGCAGCGAGAGGCGGGUGCCGCGGGGCUGCUCACUCCUCCGGAAGACCUGGACCGCGUCUACGAGCUGGAGCGAGUCGCUGGAUUUGUCCGCGACCUGGGGUGUCGGCGGGUGGCCUUGCAGUUCCCUGACCAGCUAUUGGGAGAUGCUGGGGCCGUGGCUGCACGACUGGAGGGGACCACAGGGUCGAAGAUGUUCAUUCUGGGAGACACGGCCUAUGGAAGCUGCUGUGUGGAUGUACUGGGUGCUGAGCAAGCUGGAGCUCAGGCCCUUGUUCAUUUUGGCCCUGCCUGCUUAAGCCCUCCAGCCCGCCCACUGCCUGUGGCCUUCGUCCUUGGUCAACGUUCUGUGCACUUGGAGCUCUGCGUCAAGGCCUUUGAGGCCCAGAACCCAGACCCCAAAGUGCCUGUGGUGCUGCUAAGUGAGCCGGGCUGUGCCCACGCCUUGGAGGCCUUGGCCACUCUUCUGCGCCCGCAGUACCCGGACCUGCUUGUCUCCAGCCCAGCUCUUCCAUUGCCAGUGGGCUCCUGUAGGCCGGAGCCUGAGCCCCUGGAGCGUUUUGGGCGCCGCUUUCCCCUGGCUCCAGGGAGGUGUCUGGAAGAAUAUGGUGCCUUCUAUGUGGGGGGCUCUGAAGCCAGUGCUGACCUUGACCUUGACCCAGACCUGAGCCGGCUGCUCUUGGGCUGGGCACCAGGGCAGCCCUUCUUCACCUGCUGUCCGGAUACAGGGCGGACUCAGGAUGAAGGUGUCCGGGCUGGGCGGCUAAGGGCACGUAGACACUAUCUGGUAGAGAGGGCCAGAGAUGCCCGUGUGGUAGGGCUGUUGGCAGGGACACUGGGUGUGGCCCGACACCGUGAGGCACUGGCACACUUGCGGAACCUGGCUCAGGCUGCAGGCAAGCGUAGCUAUGUGUUGGCCCUGGGGCGGCCCACACCUCCCAAGCUCGCCAACUUCCCUGAGGUGGAUGUCUUUGUGCUCUUGGCCUGCCCUCUUGGUGCUCUAGCUCCACAGCCUUCUGGUGGCUUCUUCCGGCCUGUAUUGGCACCAUGUGAGCUGGAAGCUGCCUGCAACCCUGCCUGGCCACCUUCAGGCCUGGCUCCCCACCUCACACAUUACGCGGAUUUAUUGCCUGGCUCUCCCUUCCACGUGCCCCUCCCACCACCUGACUCGGAACUGUGGGACACCCCAGCUGUGUCACUUAUUACUGGGGAACUCCGACCCCCACCUGCGUGGAAGCCCUCAGAUGAUCCUGGGUGUUUGGCCCUGACCUUGCGGCCCCAGCUAGAGCUGGCUGAGAGCAGCCCUGCAGCCUUGUUCCUUAGUUCCCGGAGCUGGCAGGGUCUGGAGCCCCGUCUGGGUCAGACACCGGUGACAGGAGCUGUGAGUGGAAGACGAGGGAUUGCCAUCGCCUACGAGAAUGAGGGAAGCAGCUGAUAACGUGUGGGGCCAGAGACACAGAUGGACUUAAGAAUUGCUGCAAAAACCUCCCUGCAUCAACCUCACUCCUCUGCUAGGAUCCUUGAAGGAGCCUGGAUGCAGGGAAGAGCAGACAGCCCCUCAUUGAGGAAGGGAAUCCUGCUCUGUCCCUGUCCUGGCCCUGGCACAAGGCUUAGCAUAUAGUGGCUUAAUAAAUACCUGUUGGACUGAUGGGACUUAUUUGGGGCUUUCCUAAAGUCUUGUGGGCCCAUCUGGGGGCCCACAAGUUUCUGGCCAGUCCCAGUUUCUGAUGUGCAGUUGAGGGUUUACCCUUGUCAAAGGUUCUAGAUAUAGACCAGGGUUUCCUAACUUUGGUACUGUUGAUGUUUUGGGCCAGAUAAAUCUUUGCUGUGAGGGGCUGUUCUGUGCGCUGUAGUAUGUUUAGCACUGUCUCUGGCUUCUGCCCACUAGAUGCCCCCAACAUACCCCUCCCCAUAUUUUGGUGAUAACCGAAAAUGCCUCCAGACAUUGACAAAUGUCUCCUGUGGGGGCAAAGCUGCCCCUAGUUGAGAACCACUGGUCUACACCUGUGUUGUCCAGUAAAGUAACCACUAGACAUAUAUGGCUAUUAAACAUGAAUUUAAAUUAGUUAAAAUUAAAAACUCAGUUUCUCAGAGUGCCUGGCUGGCUCAGCUAGAAAAGCGUGCAACUCUUGAUCUCGGGGUCAUGAGUUCAAACCUCAUGAUGGGUGUACAGAUUACUAAAAAAGUAAACUUUAAAAAUAAAAACUCAGUUUCUCAGUCACACUAGUCACAUUUCAAUGGUCGUCUAGCCAUAUGAGGGGACAGUGCAGCUAUAGGACAUUUCCAUUAUUGCAGAAAGUUCUGUUGGACAGUGCUGGUCUGUACUGAUUCUAAUUUUGUUUCUCAGGGAGAUCACAGACAUUGAAUAAACUACUUUUUCUCCUUC
Molecule: messenger RNA, 3550 nt
Organism: Mirounga angustirostris (Northern elephant seal)
Lineage: Eukaryota; Metazoa; Chordata; Mammalia; Carnivora; Phocidae
Gene: DPH2
Product: diphthamide biosynthesis 2
Exons: 6
Coding region: 1130-2599 (489 amino acids)
Biological process (GO): protein histidyl modification to diphthamide
Molecular function (GO): 2-(3-amino-3-carboxypropyl)histidine synthase activity
Source: RefSeq, a predicted model, not a curated record